Molecule: messenger RNA, 927 nt
Organism: Fusarium poae
Lineage: Eukaryota; Fungi; Ascomycota; Sordariomycetes; Hypocreales; Nectriaceae
Exons: 1
Coding region: 1-927 (308 amino acids)
Cellular component (GO): extracellular region
Molecular function (GO): IgE binding
Source: RefSeq, a predicted model, not a curated record
AUGAAGUUCUCCUCUUCCGCCGUUCUCCUGGCCGCCGCCAUCGGUGCCUCUGCUCACCCUAGCGGCCACGCUCACCAGCGUGCUCACGCCAAGCGCGACUUCAUCGUCGCCAACCAACCCGUCACUGUCUACGAGACUCACGUUGUCACUGCUGCUGCCGCCCCUGCUACCGCUGUUCCUGAGGCUCCUGUUUCCGUUCCCUCUCAGCCUGAGGAGGCCGUCCCCAAGUCCGCUGCCGCCGGUCCCUGGACUCCCGAUAUUCCCAAGCUCAACAAGGGCAAGAAGCACAGCUCCGGCUCCGGCUUCAAGCCUUUCUGUGGUGGCAAGAAGGCCAAGCGUGCCACUCUUGAGGACAUUGCUGCUACCGGUAACACUGGUGUUGCUGGCGACUACGGCUGCAACAUGAUGACUGUCGACUCCGCCGUCGCUGACAAGUACACCUACACCACCACCUUCAAGAACUCCCACGAUGAGGACAAGGAGUGUGCUUGCUGGAACAAGAUCGGUCCCCUGGGCAAGAUCGACGGUUUCUUCGCCAAGAACAUUCCCCUGCACUUCACUGUCUGUGCCAAGAGCUCCCAGGUCGUUGCCUUCGACGAGGACUCUCAGGGUGGUUGCGCCUGCUCCUCCAAGGAGGUCCCCACCACCAACAACGGUCUCGUUGCCGGUACCUGGCUCGAGUUUGACUUCGGCAGUGAGCGCAACGGUGGUUGGUCCGGUGCCGAUGCUUCUUGCCUUGUCUCCGCUAAGGAGAAGCUCGACAUCCCCGGUCUCCGAGUCUGCGGUCACAACACCUGCUCCACCAUCAACCCCGGUGGCACUGGUACCAACGCCUACCUCGGCGGUAUGGAGGCUGAGGAUGGUAUCGGUCUGAACAUCAACGACAAGUUGGUCCGCCUCACCGUCGACAUCGACUACCAGGGCUAA